GAGCAGCUGUGGGAGGCCAACACCCGCCUGGUCAAGGAUCACCUGCUGGGGGCAGUUGAUGACAUCACCAAGUUCUUGUUCACUGGUGGUCGCACAAGCCCCAGUGCCUGUGAGGUGGCUGAGCAGUACCAAAGAGCCAUCGAGGACAUCCCAAGGCUCCUUCGACCCCCGGAGUGUUCCCAAGGUGUCCCCAAAGUGUCCCCAGUGAGCAUGGAGCUCCAAAAGCUGUCCCCAGCCCUGUUGCAGUCACAGGUCACCAUGGUGGCCACCCUGGGCGAGCUGCUGGCCACCCUGCCCAGGUGGGAUGAGGAGAUGAUGAUGCUGCUCGAGUCCCCAAAGUGUCUGUACAGUGAACUGCUGGGCUUCACCAGGAUGAUUGGUUGGACCCUCUAUGAUAUUGAUGAUGCCUGGUACCACCACAAUGUCACCUAUGAGCAUGUACGUCCCACGUCCCUGAGCCGGGCCCUGGCCACCUACAAGAGCACCCCAUGGACCUCCUGGUUCCAUGUGAGAAAGGUGGCCAAGAAGUGGCAGGAGUCGGUGGAUUGGCAUGUCGACAGCUGGGCCAGGCUGGCCAGGAAGGCCACCAAGCUCCGCAAUGCCUUCAGGAUGACGGUCACUGAACUGACUGACAAGGCGGCCACCAACACCGCCUGGGCCAGGGAGCUGCAGGACGAGGCUGCCUGGGAUGGAACAGCUCAGGAAAACAUGGUGGAGCUGGGUCAGGCCGUGUACAGGGAGGAGGGGGCUGAGGUGGUGGCCGGGCCUGAAGCCCAGGUGAGGAGAGAGGCCAGGGUGGCUGCCAUUCUGGCCACUAGGGUAAGCAGAAGGAGACAGCGGCUGGAGCCGGCCCUGGAGCGCUUGGUGGCCGUGUGUGAAGAAGCCGCCGCAUUCACCCGGGAGCUGCAGCGCAGGGUUGGGGACAUCGAGGCCGCCCUGAAGGGGACAAAUGAGGCAUCCCCCAAUGUCCCCGAGGACUUGGUGGCCAAGGUGGCUGUGGCCGAGUGGCUGUGGGAGGCCAACGCCCGCCUGGCCAAGGAUCACCUGCUGGGGACACAUGACUACAUAUACAAGUUCUAUAUCGAUGGUGAACCCACCAGCCCCAGUGCCUGUGGGGUGGCCGAGCGGUGCCAAAGAGCCACCGAGGACAUCCCAAGGCUCCUUCAACCCCAAGAGUGUCCCCAAGGUGUCCUCAAGGUGUCACGAGGGAGCAUGGAGCUACAAGAGCUGUCCCCAGCCCUGUUGCAGCCACAGGUCACCAUCGUGGCCAUACUGGGUGAGCUGCUGGCCACCCUGCCCAGGCGGGACGAGGAGAUGCUGCCUGUGUCCCAAGGGCGACUGUACUGGGACCUGAUGGACUUCACCGAGGAGCUCUGGGGCAGCCUAUAUGAUAUUGAUGAUGCCUGGUGGUACUGCAAUGUCACCAACUAUGAUGACGGCCCUGUCACUUCCCUGAGCCAGACCCUGGCUGCCUACAAGGGCAUCCCAGGGACCGCCUGGGGUGAUGUGACAAUGGCAGCCAGCAAGUGGCACAGGUCGGUGGAUGUGCUCAUGGACAGCUGGGUUCAGCUGGCCAGAAAGGCCACCAAGCUUCGUGAAACCUGCAGGAGUUUGGUAAAUGAGGUGACCGACAGGGUGACCACCGCCACCACCCAGGCCAGGGAGCUGCAGGACGAGGCUGCCCAUGAUGCUCUCGAAAACAUGGUGGAGCUGGAUCAGUCCCUGGGCAGCGAGGAGAGGGCCUGGGAGGGGGUAGUGGCCAGCAUUCCUGUCACCCAGGCAACAAGGGCCACCAUGCUGCAGUGGCAGCUCGAGGACAUCAAGACCACCCUGGAGGGGAUAAAUGAGGUGUUCCCCAAUGCCCCCGAGGACUUGGUGGCCAAGGAUCACCUGGGGAAGGCACUUCAAGACAUCAUCAAGUUCUAUAUCGAUGGUGGUCCCGCCAGCCGCAUUGGCUGUGGGCUGGCUGAGCGGUGCCAAAGAGCCAUCGAGGACAUCCCAAGGCUCCUUCGACCCCCAGAGUGUCCCCCGAGUGUACCCAAGGUGCACCCAGUGAGCAUGGAGCUCCAACAGCUGCUGGCCACCCUGCCCAGGCGGGACGAGGAGAUGCUGCCCGUGUCCACAGUGAGCCUGUACUGGGAGGUGGUGGACUUCACUGAGAGCCUCUGGGUCACCCUGUACUGCACUGAGGGCACUUGGUGGCGCCGCAAUGUCACCUACGAUGAUGGUGACCCUCUCACUUCCCUGAGCCAGGCCCUGGCUGCCUAUGACAGCACCACCUGGACCAACUGGGACGAUGUGACAAUGACAGCCAGCAAGUGGCACAGGUCGGUGGAUGUGCUUGUGGACAGCUGGGCCAAGCUGGCCAGGGCGGCCACCCAGGUCCACAACACAUGCAGGGAGGUGGCCACUGAGGCGGCCGACAGGGUGGCCACCGCCACUGCCCGGGCCAGGGAGCUGCAGGAUGAGGCUGCCCAUGAUGGGACAGCUCAGGAAGACAUGGUGGAGUGA
This is a messenger RNA of Melospiza melodia melodia, 2511 nucleotides long. RefSeq lists its product as uncharacterized. The transcript is spliced from 8 exons. The record is from RefSeq and is a predicted model, not a curated record. NCBI's taxonomy places the organism in Eukaryota, Metazoa, Chordata, Aves, Passeriformes, Passerellidae. Bases 211 to 2511 code for a protein of 766 amino acids.